Messenger RNA from Protobothrops mucrosquamatus (brown spotted pit viper), 1410 nucleotides. RefSeq names its product ALG14 UDP-N-acetylglucosaminyltransferase subunit (gene ALG14). Gene Ontology annotation, biological process: dolichol-linked oligosaccharide biosynthetic process. The record is from RefSeq and is a predicted model, not a curated record. The transcript has 4 exons. The coding region runs from base 34 to 687 and encodes 217 amino acids. Lineage: Eukaryota; Metazoa; Chordata; Lepidosauria; Squamata; Viperidae. Gene Ontology annotation, cellular component: UDP-N-acetylglucosamine transferase complex.
GACUGUAGAGUUUUAUCGAAUGACGGCCUGGAUAUGGAAUGGUCGUUUUGGGCAAAGCUGGGCGUCUCGGUCUUCUUUUUCCCUUUGCUGAUUCUUUUCGUCCUGCGGUUUGUGAAGCGACGCCUUGUCUCUCUUAAUGCUGACGUCAAACUCCUGGUGGUUGCCGGUUCUGGAGGACAUACUACAGAAAUCUUAAGGCUGCUUAACAGCCUCUCCAAGAAAUAUUCUCCCAGGCAUUAUGUUUUGGCCGAUUCAGAUAAGAUGAGUGAAGAAAAAAUCCAUUCUUUUGAAGAAAAAAGAGCUGCUAAAUACCCCGAUUCCUCGGAAUUACAGUUUGCCCUCCAUCGCAUUCCCAGAAGUCGGGAGGUCCGUCAGUCCUGGAGCUCUUCACUGCUAACCACCAUUCGUUCUUUAUUUUAUUCUCUUCCUUUGGCCUUCAGGCUCAACCCGGAUGUGGUGCUGUGCAAUGGCCCAGGAACGUGCGUCCCCAUAUGUCUAUCUGCUUUUUUACUCAAAAUACUGGGACUAAAGAAAAUAACCAUUGUGUAUGUCGAGAGCAUCUGCCGUGUUGAAAACCUAUCUCUGUCAGGAAAAAUUCUUUACCACUUUUCAGAUUACUUCAUUGUCCAGUGGCCUGCUCUAAAAGAAAAAUAUCCCCAAUCUCUCUAUUUUGGGAGAAUAGUGUGACAUGCUACGAACAAAUACAACAAGUGCCAGUAUGACCUCUAAACAUUUUUCGGACUCUGAAUUUCUUUCCAAUAUUUCCUAGUACAGUAGUUCACAAGAUCAAGCUAGACCUGAUGGUAAAUCAAACAGACUGUACGUGGGUGUCAUCCAAGGUCCAGAUUUAACACAAAAUACAAGGUCACCCCCCCCAAAAAAAAUCUUGACUGCUAUGUAUAUAUAUUUAUUUUUGUACUCUGGUAUCAUUGCUUUUCAUUCUUUUUAUUAUUGCCAUCCAGAGUCCCUUGUCUGAGAUGGCCAGCUGUAGAAAUUAAACAAAUAAAUAAGGAUGAAUUGAUUAAUAUGACACCAGUACUGAUGUGUUAUGACAUGGCGUUAAAAUACGCAAACAAAGCUUGGUAUGUGAUAUGAACUGAACUAGCAUCUCAGAAUUGAGAAAUUACUGCUACAUUCCCAUUUUUUACUCUUGACUAAACGUUUUUUUCACAAACUACAAAGGUUUGACAACAAUAGUUAAGAUGGCAGUAUACAGUCCCAUUGAGCUUUAUAUGGAAAAAGUCAAUAGAGAAGAUGCUAGUUGUUUCUCCAACUAUCUCUAUUUCCUCAUAGAGAUUCUCCCUGCCAAUUAUCCCUCAUUCCCUCCAGAAUAGAACUGUGUUUUAAGAUAUAGCUCAUGCAGCCUCAUUUUGGAGGAGGGAGGGAGGGGAGAGAGAGAGAGAGAGAUGC